Gongylonema pulchrum is the source of this 219-nucleotide messenger RNA. The record is from the annotation of a GenBank genome assembly. Lineage: Eukaryota; Metazoa; Nematoda; Chromadorea; Rhabditida; Gongylonematidae.
AUGGAACGAGUAAGUGAUCGGACAUUCACGAAAGCAGUUGUCUACGGCAAUACCGCUCGAUUUCUGCCCAAGAAACGCGAAGAAGAUGGCCAUACGCACGAGUGGACCGUGUUCCUGAAACCCUACUACAACGAAGAUCCGUCAAAAUAUAUUCGCAAAGUACAAUUCAAAUUGCAUGAUUCAUAUGCAUCUCCAAUUCGAAGUAAAUCCUUUUACUAA